Gymnodraco acuticeps is the source of this 5891-nucleotide messenger RNA. Its product is annotated as sterile alpha motif domain-containing protein 9-like. Gene Ontology annotation, molecular function: protein binding. Bases 214 to 4872 code for a protein of 1552 amino acids. The transcript is spliced from 4 exons. Lineage: Eukaryota; Metazoa; Chordata; Actinopteri; Perciformes; Bathydraconidae. Gene Ontology annotation, cellular component: cytoplasm. The record is from RefSeq and is a predicted model, not a curated record.
ACCGUCGUAUACUGUCCGCGGCCGCAGCAAGCCUACUUUUUCCGAGAUAAGGUCCGAUGGAGGUCCCCCGGAAAGGGAGGGACUUCGCUUUCUAGGGCUCUGUCACAUCCUUGCUAUCCCCUCACACUGAAGUGAGCACUGCUGAGGACUCACCAAAAUAAUGUUACAUGAUCUUCUACAAUGGGUGCCCUAGUCUUGUGAAACAGCCCAAAAAUGGAAGGCAGUUCUUCAGAGAUUGGAUGGCGCAAUCUGUCCUGUGAAAAAUGGACAGAAUCUCAUGUGAACUCCUGGUUGAAAUGCAUUGGAAUAAAAGAAAAUUACAUAAUUAAAAUGCAAGAGGAGGAAGUAACAGGACCAGUUCUCACAGUUCUACAGAGGGAGUUCCUCAGCACCACAAUUGAAAUGAAAAGUGGCCAAAUUGAACUCCUACUGAACAAACGAGAUGAACUUUUAAAAUCUAAACCAAACAAAUUCAAAAAAGGAACUGAUUUAGGUGAAAAGGAGGGAGACAUUGUAAAAGGAAAGCUAGUCAACCCUGGCCAAGAACCAAACCCCCCUUCACAAAAACCUUGUGAAGGAGCAGAAGGGGACAGUAGCCUUACGGAGCUGGAUGAUAACUUAACUUCUACAGAAGUAUCAUUCUGUGACUUUCGUAACUUUGACAAGAAGGACAAAAACUGCAGAUAUAUCAAACACAAUGUGCUACCUCCAGAAACAGGAAUUGAAAGCAUGAUUGAUCCAUGUCAUGAAUAUAAGUCCCUGGAGAUUGCACACAAACUAGACUCAAAAAGACUACAAUCAAAGGUAGCAAGUGAGGUGUUAAGAUUUGCAUGUGCGUGCAUGAAUAUGCGAAGCAAUGGGACCAUUCAUUUUGGGAUUAUGGAUAAAAUAAGAGGUAAACAUCGGCAUGGUGAAAUCAUUGGGGUUCCUGUCACGAGUCGAGAGGAUUUUGUCGAUGCACUAGACAACAUUGAAAGAUGCUUUAGAGGGUCAGAUCAACAAUGCGACGCCAGGAGUUGCAUAAAGAACCCCCAAUUCAUUGAGGUCCUUGACAAGGAAACUAGUGAGGAAACAUGGGUCAUUGAGUAUGAUGUUGUCCCAAAGGCAAGCAUUGUGAAAGACAAGCUUUUCUAUGUUGGUGUCCCAAAAUUCUCUGAGAAGGACAACAAAAUCAAACUUGAAGAGAAAGUUCCUUAUCGGAGAGUCGGAGCUAACACGCCACGCAUACCAGAUGAUGACCUUGUUCUUUUCAUUCAAAGACUCAGGGAGAAAGACCAAGAGAGAGAAGAGGCAGAAUCUUCAAGCAAUCAAACAACUGUUGAACGUGAAGAAGGUCAAGAGAGGAAACUCUCCAUCCUCUUAUGUGGGAACACUCAUAUGGACAACUCCAUGUUCUACAUCAUAGUGACCAACAAAUUUCACACCGAGCAUCUCAGCCACAUUAGCUUCUUGCUAAACAUGAAUAUCUUCUGUGUGUUUGAUUUUGACCCUGAUUCCAAAGAAUCUGGUCUUUGUGGAAAAUACAAGGAGCAGAAGGCUGUAAACCUUCACUUUCUUGAUAACUACGCAAAUAAUGAUCGAUUAAAAUCUUCAGACUUUGUUAAUUCGUUGCAGCUUUUUGAGAGACCAAGCUGGAUUUUCUGCAAUGGAAGAAACAACUUUCCCAAAAGAGAGAAACCCUGUGAUGAAAAGACGUGGAUCAAAACAAGAAAGAAGAAACUGAUAACGGCAGUAUCUCUCAUCUGCAAUGACAUCCUUCCCAGGCAGUCAUUUGUAGUCCUCUUCCUGCUCAUGUCUCAUAUUGAGCAGCCACUUGUUGAGGCUUUCCAUCAAUUCUUUGCAGAGAUGAAUGGAAAGGAUAAUUUGACAGUAAUAUCUGAGUCAAAGAAAAACUACGAAAAAUGGGCAAGUCUUGCGCAGGUGUCUUGUGACAUGUCUUCACUCAAAGAAAUCAGCAUUGUUGAAAUGCCACUGAGUCAUGUGGACGCCACAGUUCAAAGCAUUCAGCUCUCAAAGAAUCAACCCGAAAGAAAAUUACCUGUCUCUAACGGAGCACUUUGCUUCUUAAAGUCAGUUGAAGAGGCUAUGUUAGAUUCUUUGGAAAUCAUCAGUGUUGACCAGUGUGAUGAUACAAAUGUGGAUAUCAUGAUUGAGGAAGAAAUCCAACAAAUUGAGAGAAACUUCUAUCAUGGUGGAAAGAUAAGGUGGAUCAAUUUCUGGCUGUCUGACAAACAAAAGUGUGGAAAUAUCAUAAAGAGGAAUGCCUAUAAUGAAACAAGCACAAUACUGGACAGGAUUAAACAGCGUCACAAGGCCGAACGUCCCAUUGAGAGUGUGAACAUAUAUCAUCAACCUGGCAGUGGUGGAAGUACAGUGGCAAGACAGAUCCUCUGGAGUUGGAGAAAGAAAGUGCGAUGUGCAGUGGUUAAACAGAGUAAGGAAAUCACAACUGUGUGUGAACAUGCAGUGAGACUGAGAGAACAUGACGAGAGAGACAAAGACAACUGUUUGCCAGUGCUCUUGCUCUUGGAGGACCGCAAUGCAGAUUACAUACAUGAUCUCAGGUGGGAACUUGGAAAUGUCAUUGCAACCCAAAAAAGAAAUCCUUCUGUGUUGUGCUUUAUCCUCCUUAUUUGCAACAGGUCAAACAAACCAGAAAAAAUGUGCAGAGAAUCAUCAUCACAAACAGUGGCAGUCAGCCAUCAGCUUACAAAUGAAGAGAAGCCUUUGUUCUCAGAAAAACUUAAGAAACUCAAGCUGGACUUUGAACCAAACUUCAUCCUCACAUUUGUGCUGUGGAACGAAGGGUUCAAUAAAAGUUACAUUGAAGAUUUUGUGAAAAACCUUUUACUUAAAGUUGAUCAUUCAUCACUCACCACUCGCCUCAUCAGAUUUGUGGCUCUCUUGAACUACUAUGUUGAAGACUCUUACCUGACUGUAUCUCACUGCGAGGCAUCUCUUGGCAUAGCUACCAAUGUUGAGAGAGCUAAGUAUCAUGAGAAAGUUAAGUACAGUGCCUUCGUGGAUCAGCUCAGUGAUGAAGCUCGGAUGAUUUUCAUCCACCUUAAUGAUGAAUCAUCAACACACAUCUCAUCAAUAAGGAUUAUUCAUCGAAAGUUGGCGGAGGAACUUCUGACUCAGCUGUCUGCAAUUGUUCCUCAGAGUGAUAUUGCCAUGGAUCUCAUCACUGACAAAGUACUUAUCAAUCAUAGGUUUGCCAGAGACGAGUUGCUGAAGUUCAUCAGAGAUCUUUUCAUCAAACGCAGUAAAAAGAGCAGAGGUGAUUCUGUAGACACAGCUUUUUCACCCCUUAUUGAGCAUAUCAGCACCGAAGAAGGUGGUGUACAGAAAGCUGUUGAUCUCAUGAAAGCUGCUUACCUAGCUUGGGGUAACGAUCCAUACGUUGCACAUCAGCUUGCCCGGCUGCUUUACACAGAGCUCAGAUUUGAAGAGGCCCUUGAAUGGGCAGAGGAAGCUAAAUCUCUUCGUCCACUUGAUCCAUUUGUCCUUGAUACUUUAGGACAAAUUUACAAGAGGUGGUUUUACCACUUGGUUGAUACUUGUAGGACACCAUCCCCUGAAAGUGACAUUAAAAUCAUAAGCACUGCCCUCAAAGGAAUCUCUGCCUUCCGGACCUCCGAGAAAUCAUUAACGAAAGAGGCUGUCAACUGUUGUUCGUACUACGGGGAAGUAGAUGUUUGCUGCAGGCUGCUAAAAUUCCUGUCAGAAGUCAAUGUUUUUUCAAACAAUACUGGAAAAUCAGAGUUGAUGCAGUACUUGCUAACAGACUACAUACCAGAAGAUGUAAAAAAAACCUGGCAUGGGUUUCAUCCUCAGUUGAAAGGAUUACAAAAGAGCUUAUGCAACGCACUUGAGUGCAUUUCAGAAGACCUCAGCUACUUUCAACCCGACAUUAGCGAAGAAGAUGAAAAGCUUGAUGCGAGGGAUCCAGAACAAGUGUACAAUCCAAAAAAAUGGCUGAGAAGGAAGAGUGCUGUAUAUGCUGAAUUAUUUUGCAUUUUAGCAGAUGAGAGUGACCAAGAAGCUGAAAGCGACAGUACUGACAUUGCCAGUCAGGCUGAAGGGCUUACUACAUUCAAAAGACAGAUUAGGACCUACAAGCUUGGUGGAGGAAAUUUUACAUCCAUCCUCUCAUUUCUUUUUGACAAGAACCCACAUAGGGCAGGAAAAAAACUUGAGACAAUUAUUGAAAUGUACCCAGAAAACAUGAGAAGUAAUAGCUUGGAACCAACAGAACUUGCAAACUAUAUUGUUUGCCAGAUAGCUCUUAACUGUACUCUACCUGGGUCCUCGAAGCUCCUGUCCCUUGACAAACUUCAAUAUCUCAGCAAGAGAUUUAUUACCAAGGGGAAAAACAUGUCGGGUCCAAGUGCCCUCUUCCUUCUCUCCCUUCUGUUUUGGCCUGAAUCUGGCAAUGAACUCAGUUCUGCUCAUGCUCAGCUCCUUUUAUCAGCCAUUAAUGCACUGCAGAGACUCUUUGAGCAAAAAAGCCUUAAUACUCGUCGGAGGAAACUGUUGACCCACUUCUUUCUGGCAAAGCCAAAAGGUCUUAACAAGUUUGUACACAAAACGGCUAUCGAAGCACUGGUCAAAGGCACUCUAAGUGAACGAAACCUGAAAUGGCUUGGAGGAGAAGUGUGGAAAAACGAGGAAGUUAUGAAGCUACUGCAACGUGUUGAAGGAUGGACAGAAAAUGGAAGGUUGUUUGUGAAAGGUGGAACCAGAGACGACAAAAUCAGGGUCCAUCCUCGACAUUCUGCUUCCUUGCCAAAUGGAAAUGAACAAGUUACCUUCUACUUGGGCUUUUCAUUUGAUGGACUCGUUGCCUGUGACAUCCAAGUAGUGGAAUAAUGCUCACAAUGUUAAUCUGUAAAUAUUGGUCAAGUCCUGUGACACAUUGUUGUGUGGGGUAUGAUUCUCAAGAAAAAGAAGCUCUGAAUACAGCGGUCAAAGGAAAAAUGAAAAUAUAAAAGAUUUUAUUUUUCCAAUACGGAAAACAAGUGAAAGGUUGAGUCUUAAACCGAUUUAAUGGGAGUAUUAAGUAGUAUAUAUAUUUUUUCAUUAGUAAUUAUUUUGAACAUUAUGUUUUGAUUUUGAAUAUGUUUUUUUUUUUUUAUGAUCUACAAAGGGCAAAUGAUUGUACCAUAAUGUCUGCCUUGUGUCUUUGUACAAUAAAAAGCAGACAAUCCCACGAUAAGAUGGCUUGCAAAUGUGAGAUUUUAAGAUCAGGACAAUACAGUUGUACAUAACAUGUAAUCAUAUUUCAUACUCAGAAUUUAUCAAGCAUUUUUGUUCUCUAAUACAUUAUUGUAUUUUAGCACUUGCCCUUAAUGUAUUGUCUUUCUGUUCAUUAUAUAAUUUCAUCUUGAAAUGUAAAAGUGCUUUUUACGUCAUGUUAAAGCAUGAAAACACAGCCUUCUUAUGUUCUCUGUAUCUAAUAAUGGAAGGAUUCAGGUUAAAAAGCAAAUAAGAGAUCAAUGGGAUGUAUGAUACAUCUUUUCUUAACCUGCCUGAAGAUGUGUAACACGAACCUAACCAUAGCCUUUACUCAUUGUUCUGCAAGUUGCUGGACACUGAGAUCCAACAAGUAAGCUGUACACGCCCUUAUGAAUGAGAAGACUUCUUCAAGGCUGAAAAAAGGCUACAAUAUGAGUUAUUUAACUUUUCACUGGAAAUAACGUUUUUGUUUUUGCAUUGACAAUUGAUAGAUUGUUAAUACUGUAUGCACAUACCUAUAGGCAAUGUUUCAUAUGCAAUAAUGCUUCCUGUGUCAUGGCUAGGGUCUGAUUGUCAAAAUGUGACUUCAGACAAUUAUUGAGCUCAUCAGUUACUGCAUGAAACAAGAAAUAAAGUUGUUGAUGAAAACAUGA